Messenger RNA from Entelurus aequoreus (snake pipefish), 798 nucleotides. Its product is annotated as Golgi apparatus membrane protein TVP23 homolog B-like. Gene Ontology annotation, cellular component: Golgi membrane. The record is from RefSeq and is a predicted model, not a curated record. Gene Ontology annotation, biological process: protein secretion; vesicle-mediated transport. NCBI's taxonomy places the organism in Eukaryota, Metazoa, Chordata, Actinopteri, Syngnathiformes, Syngnathidae. The coding region runs from base 57 to 671 and encodes 204 amino acids. The transcript is spliced from 7 exons.
GAACUGGACUUUCAUUCAGGCAGUGUAAAGACAGCCCGGGGUCCUUCAACGUCGUCAUGUUUACAAAGGUACCAGGAAGUGAAACACAACUUGCCAAAAUGCCACAGAGCUCACAAAACACAGACGCUCCUCUUUUUGGGGAAGAUGACGACAAAAGAAAGAGCAAACUCAGACAUCCAGUGGUCUCCUUCCUGCACCUCUUCUUCCGAACAAGUGCCAUCUUUGUCUACUUAAUGUGUGACUUCUUCCGCGGUCACUUUAUUGCCUCCAUGGUCACAAUCAUUCUCCUGCUAUCCUGUGAUUUCUGGACAGUCAAGAAUGUAUCGGGCAGAUUGCUAGUGGGCCUUCGGUGGUGGAAUCGUGUGGAUGAGGAUGGAACAAGCCACUGGGUGUUUGAGGCUAAGAAGGAAGGCGGUCUGGACGUGACUGAGUCACAGGUCUUCUGGGUCGGCCUCAUUGUUUUCCCCAUCCUUUGGGCCGUCUUUGUGUUUAGCCUCAUCUUUUCUUUUCAGAUCAAAUGGCUGGCUGUUGCAAUUAUGGGUUUGGUGUUGCAGUCCGCUAAUCUAUACGGCUACGUCCGAUGCAAAGUGCGAGGGAAGUCGGGCUUCAGCACCAUAGCACAGAACUACCUCGGUGCGCAGCUUUUUAAACAGGCUUUGAUGAAAACGUAAGAGGUCAAAGAAGACAGAUGACAACAAUAUUCAGUGUAAUGGAUGCACACAUGCAGAAACAUUAUUUGGGAUGUGGGUGUUAUUUUUAGGCUGCUCUACACAUAUUUUCACCUUGAACUUGGACAAU